Molecule: messenger RNA, 1729 nt
Organism: Loxodonta africana (African savanna elephant)
Lineage: Eukaryota; Metazoa; Chordata; Mammalia; Proboscidea; Elephantidae
Gene: GLTP
Product: glycolipid transfer protein
Exons: 5
Coding region: 81-710 (209 amino acids)
Biological process (GO): intermembrane lipid transfer; ER to Golgi ceramide transport
Cellular component (GO): cytoplasm
Molecular function (GO): lipid transfer activity
Source: RefSeq, a predicted model, not a curated record
GCGCUGACGGCGGCUGUCCGGGGGGCGGAGUGGACGCCCGAGGCGCCGGCUGGGGCAUCACCGCGGGCCUCGACCCCGAAAUGGCGCUGCUGGCCGAACACCUCCUGAAGCCGCUGCCCGCGGACAAGCAGAUCGAGACGGGACCCUUCCUCGAGGCGGUGUCCCACCUUCCGCCCUUCUUCGAUUGCCUUGGGUCUGCAGUGUUUACUCCCAUCAAGGCGGACAUAAGUGGCAACAUUGCGAAAAUCAAGGCCGUGUAUGACACCAACCCCACCAAGUUCCGGACCCUGCAGAACAUCCUGGAGGUGGAGAAAGAAAUGUAUGGAGCACAGUGGCCCAAAGUGGGGGCCACGCUGGCGCUGAUGUGGCUGAAAAGGGGCCUCCGCUUCAUCCAGGUCUUCCUCCAGAGCAUCUGCGAUGGGGAGCGGGAUGAGAACCACCCCAACCUCAUCCGCGUCAAUGCCACCAAGGCCUACGAGAUGGCUCUCAAGAAGUACCAUGGCUGGAUUGUGCAAAAGAUCUUCCAGGCAGCACUGUACGCAGCCCCCUAUAAGUCCGACUUCUUGAAGGCACUCUCCAAGGGGCAGAACGUGACGGAGGAGGAGUGUCUGGAGAAGAUCCGCCUCUUCUUGGUCAACUACACGGCCACGAUUGAUGUCAUCUAUGAGAUGUACACCAAGAUGAAUGCCGAGCUCAACUACAAGGUGUAGACGUGCUUGGCCGUGGCACUUCCGGAGCCCGUGGCCCUCGACCACGGCCACACGCAGACACAAAAGCAAACCCAAAUCACUGUGAAUCCAGCCAGCAGGCUGCCUCAGGCCCUCAUCCCCCCAGAGCAGCCCGGGGACUGCAGGGGGCGGCCCUGGCUUUUGAAAAGUCAUUUUUUGUCUCUUCUACUGGAGCAAUAAAUAACGCACGACCCCACUUCCGAAUCACCUUUGAACUUCACAGCAGCACAGACUGACUUUAUGCCUUCAUUUCAGUGUGAUACAAACUGAUUAAUGUUUCUAAUAAAUCCAGCCUUAGGGUGUUUUGUUUUCAUUUUCUCAAGCUCCCCCCGCCCCCCGCCCCAAACUCGGAGCACGACUCUGGGGGAAUGGGGUAAUACACCUCAUGUUCAAAAUAAGCACGGGUCCUUGUGAGGAUCGGGCUGAAUGAUGUUUGGGGUAUUUUAAGGAUUAUGAUGAGUUCGAUUUUGAAAUUACGCAGGGCUCUCCUGUUGGAAUUUAAAAACGAAAAAGCAAACUGGUGUGUGUUCUCAUACAGUUUGCACCACCCACCCUCCCAGCACUGUUAGUACAGAUUCUACCCUUUCUGACUGUCUUUUGCCAGAUGGUUUUUUUUUUUUUUUAAAUAGCUGAAACCAGCCAGCAAGCCUUUGAUGAACCCAGGGGCAGUUUUUAAAAGCAAUUGGGCACAAAUAAUCCACCACAGAUGACUGUGUUUGCAUCUUUCUGCAUAAUUACUCUCUUCAGGGACUGCUUUUUCUCAACCUAAGAAACUACCUGCCAUGUGUAUUCUCUCGAGGGGGACAGGACGAGCCCUCCCACCGCGGAGACCCAGGACAACGCCUAGCUGCCUUAACUGUCGUUCCAGCGCUGGAAAGAGCUGUAUUUUUCAAAUUGUUGGGGCAAACCAAGCAACCCCCAAAGAACUGAUGUGUGUUAAAAAAAAAAAAAAAAAACCAAUAAGGAAUAAUUGGUGAUUUUUAUGCAGGAACUAAAUGAUC